Molecule: messenger RNA, 1365 nt
Organism: Drechmeria coniospora
Lineage: Eukaryota; Fungi; Ascomycota; Sordariomycetes; Hypocreales; Ophiocordycipitaceae
Exons: 6
Coding region: 1-1365 (454 amino acids)
Cellular component (GO): Cul4-RING E3 ubiquitin ligase complex
Molecular function (GO): protein binding
Source: RefSeq, a predicted model, not a curated record
AUGCCGGUCGAUCUACCGGGUUACUAUUUCGAUGAGGGGAAGCAAAAGUACUUCAAGAUUGAAAAAACGCAUACGGCGCCGCCUUCGGUCGCGUGGUCAUCGGACGCCGUCAGGAAACGGAAGCUCGAGGACUCGGCGAGGAGGGCGGCACGGGAACGGUCCCGCCUCCUCCGGAACCAUGUGAAGAGGCAUCCGUUUCGCCGCAGCAUCGUCGACUCCGGCCUCUUCGCGCGCGAGAUGGAGGUGCGGAGCGUCGCCGAGCAUGGCUACGGCAGGGAGAUGGACGGCGAUCUGGGCGCAGCCGCGUGGGCCGGCGGCGCCGUCGACAAGGGUCAUGUGCCGUUCGCGCCGAGCUUUGCACGGACAAGGGUCGCCAACAUGCCAUGUUUCUACGUCGGUGGCGAGGACGAAAAGACAGGCCUCGGGGUGGCAUAUGCCUCGUUGGAUGAGGAAACGCUCGUCGGCAGCUACAUCUCCACCGACGACAAUGACAGAAUCACAUUUGACAAGGCUCGCCCUGGCACGCUCGAACGAGGGCUGUCCUUUCGCACCGAGAUGAUUCGAUGCUCGCAAAUGUCGUCCAUCAAAUACCACAAACCAUCGCACAAGAUUCUUCUCACGUCACGAGAGCCCGAUCGCAGCUGCGGCCUCUAUUUUUUCUCACCUCCUCUGUCAUCUGCCGAUGACGGCCGGCCACACUGGCUACUCGGCGAAACAAAUCACUACCAGCGUCUUUCCAUCCGCCAUCGUCUUCGAGACGAAUGGCUCGUCCACCAGAGCACGCCUGCACCCUCCUCGUCCGACCUCCUCUGCGUCAUCGGAACCAACGCGGGCCUCUUGCGGGUUCGAAACAACGAAACCAUGGCCUGGAUCGCGCCGCAAAACGCGCCCAAGGAUAUGCACCUGCCGCAGGAAAUAUUCGACCAGGACUUUCAGCAGUCGAAUCACAACAUCCUUCUCGCCGGCGGCCGCCAGCCACGGCUGUGGAUGACGGACCUCAGGACGCCCGAGACGGAAUGGAUGUACAUCCAUCACGCGAGUUCCAUUGCACGCCUCCGAAGCGUCAACGAACACCAAAUUCUUGUCGCGGGCCUGCAGAGUAGCAUGGCAUUGUAUGACAUGCGCUUCUUCGGCAGGAAGCCGAAUGGCGUCAAGCCGCUCCUUCGUUUCCCGGCCUACCGCAAUGCGGCUCAUUUCCACAUGGGCUGGGAUGAUGCUGCCGAGCCCGAGGCUGGAGCGCAUCAGGACCGAAACGCCGGUUCGUGCGAUCAUGUUCCAGCGGAUGCCGUGGGAGAAAAUGCCGAGCCUGUUUGUGGGGGAGGGAGCAUCGUUGAAGAAAUUUUCCUUUGGCGCGGCGGACAUUGA